AUGAGACUCGGCGUACAGCUACCGUUGGCCUUCUUGUCUUUGCACCUCGGCCGCUUCACCCUGGCUGUGGAUACCUGGUGCGGGAAAGCAUACAGAUCCAGUGACCCCGCCGUUGACCCUGGAGGACGAAUCGUUGCACCACCCAGAUCGCCUGCCCCAUUGCUCAACCUGAAAAUCCGUCCGCGUGCGCAGCCUUAUCUCGAAGAGGACAUUGUUGGGACUUUCAUCGUUGAUGCUCCUCUUUCGUACUUCUAUGGACAGCCCUACGAUAACACACUCUUUGGCCAACAGAAUGACAGAGCUUUGAAGCUCUUAUCUAAUGUUUCCGAAUACAACACAAUAUCGUUCUAUGUCAACAGAUCAGAUGAUGCGAUUCGACCUAUCUCUUAUGCCACAGUCAAAUUGAACUCGACGGGCACUUUGUUUGACUUCGAUCUGAGCGAAUUUGAACCUAGAUUUGAGCCAUACAAUCUUUCAGUCGUGGCUAUGGACCCGAAUAACCAUAUCUACAUGGCGUCAACGCAACUUUUGCGACUGCCAAGUCGUUCUGAUGGCGGAAGUGUUACCAAGAUUGACAGCCUUCACGGUGGAUUACUUGUAAAGGCUACCACUAUAUCUAAUAGUAGUUCUGGCGCAUGGACCCCGCUGUUUCCGUACUCUUUCUAUCUUGACGGAAAUUGGCUCGGCGAAGAUCCAAAGAAUAUGAACGUCCUGAAGAACUAUGGCUACAAUGUACUUCACAUUGUCCCUGCAGGCGGUCUUGGUUACGAUUUCGAGCAGCUGGAUGAAUGGCUCGAUCAAGCGCAACAGCUUGGCUUAUGGAUUAUGUUCGACAUGAGGUGGCAGUACCAGAACGCAUCAGGUGUAGACUGGCAGGUCAAUCAAUUGAAGAGAAGACCGAAUAUGCUCCUUUGGUAUACCGCAGACGAGCCAGAUGGGCAAGUGGAUGCGUUGAAUGCACCCAAGCGAGCAUAUGAUCAGAUCAAAUCCCUUGACCCAUAUCAUCCCGUUUCACUUUGCCUAAACUGCGAGAACUAUCAUUAUCAAGAAUACUCUACAGGCGCUGACAUCAUCCUCUCUGAUGUUUAUCCCAUUGGCACAAACACGUCAUGGUCCACCCAAUACGGCACCGUCUGCAACUCCACCUACGGCUGCUGCGGCUGCGACAAUUGCCAAGGCUACAACAACCUAUCCAACGUCCCUGCCCGCCUAGACAUCUAUCGCGAAUACCAAAUGCAGCUUGGCCUCCCGCCAAAGGUCCUCUGGGGUACACCGCAGGCUUUUGGCAAUUCAGAGUUUUGGAAGCAAACGCCGACACCGGAAGAGGAACUCGCUAUGACUCUGUUGAGUGUCAACCAUGGCGCUAAGGGUAUCAUUAUGUGGACGUUUCCGACGACGCCAGACUUGACCGAUGUUACGAGUAGGCUGGCGAAGGUGCUGACAGGCACUUGCGCUGAAUACUUGCUUGGAGCUGAUAUCAUAACGGGCCUGGCUGUCGAUGGGACCAGCGCGGUCGAUGCAAGCGCAUGGAGGGUUGGGAACUCCAUCCUUCUGAGCAUCGUCAAUUCGGACUACCAGGACAUGACAGGGCCUGUCACUCUACAUCUUCCUGCUGAAAUUGUUGCAACAAGCAUCAGUACUGUCUUAUGGGGCGAUGCAGAGUGGCGUGUGACAAACGUGGACUCCAAAACGCAGAUACAGAGAUCGGGCUUACAAGGUUUGAGCUCUGACAUCCUUAUUCUAAGCUUGGAGCUGCCGCUAUUCGUGGAAGAACAGGAUUCAACGGCAGUAGCUUGA
Messenger RNA from Letharia lupina, 1797 nucleotides. RefSeq lists its product as uncharacterized. The coding region runs from base 1 to 1797 and encodes 598 amino acids. The record is from RefSeq and is a predicted model, not a curated record. The transcript is spliced from 5 exons. Lineage: Eukaryota; Fungi; Ascomycota; Lecanoromycetes; Lecanorales; Parmeliaceae.